This is a messenger RNA of Mytilus trossulus (common blue mussel), 1575 nucleotides long. Its product is annotated as polypeptide N-acetylgalactosaminyltransferase 5-like. Gene Ontology annotation, biological process: protein O-linked glycosylation. The record is from RefSeq and is a predicted model, not a curated record. The transcript has 11 exons. Bases 1 to 1575 code for a protein of 524 amino acids. NCBI's taxonomy places the organism in Eukaryota, Metazoa, Mollusca, Bivalvia, Mytilida, Mytilidae. Gene Ontology annotation, molecular function: polypeptide N-acetylgalactosaminyltransferase activity. Gene Ontology annotation, cellular component: Golgi apparatus.
AUGGAAUAUCACGGUUUAUUGGCCUCUAAUGCUUUUGAUUACAAAGCUUCAUCUUAUAUUUGUGUUGACAGCGACCCAGAGUAUGUACAAGGCGGUGAGAUGGGUCAUGGAGUAAGAAUAAAUUUGACAUUGUUAUCACCAAAGGAUAAAAAGAUAUACGAAGAAGGUGUAAAGAAACAGCGCAUGAAUAUAUACGUAUCUGAUCUGGUCUCUGUGCACAGAACUUUAGACCCAAAUAUGGUUGAUCCCAGGUGUAAAAGUAUAAUGUAUAACGAGAACUUGGAUCCAUGUACAGUGAUAAUACCAUUCCGAGAUGAAGCUUGGAGUUUACUGAUUAGAACACUGCAUAGUGUUUUAGAUAGAACCCCUCAUUCAAUUUUGGAAGAGAUUGUGCUAGUGGAUGACGGAUCAACAGAAGAUGAUUUGAAAUACAAGCUUGAUUUAUAUGUGUCAUACCUUCCUAAAGUAAGAAUAAUGCGUUUGCAAAAAAGCCUAGGGAAAAUGGCUGCAUGCCAGAAAGCAGUUGACUUAGUCAAAACAACACAUUUUGCCCUUUUGGACUCUCAUUCUGAAGUAUACGACGGCUGGCUACAACCGUUACUCCAAAGAUUGACAGAAAAUCCAAAAUUAUUUGUCACACCCAUGGUUGGUAAUAUCUAUUCAAGCACGUUAAAGUACUUCUAUCAUUAUCCAAAGGACUUAUACGAGGACUUUAAGGGCAUGACGUUCGAUUUCUUUUUAUAUCAACAAUGGUCACCGUUUAAGAAAGAAUAUAUUAAAACAUUGAAACCAACAGAACCUAUAAGAAUUCCUGGACAUCAGGGAAACGCAUUUGCAGUAAACACAAAUUUCUUCAUGCAAUUAGGAGGGUUCGACCCAGGAAUGAAAGUUUGGGGAGCAAUACAGAUGGAACUCAUGUUUAAGUAUGUAAUGUGUGGUGGUGAUAUGGAAUCUCUUCCCUGUUCACAUGUUGGACAUGUCUACAGGAGUUCAAUGAAAUGGAACAAAGAGAUACAUGAAUUUAAGACUUCAAACCAGUACAGAGUAGCAGAAGUAUGGAUGGAUGAAUAUAAGCAUCUGUUAUUUGAAAGAGAUGGUAACUAUACUUUUCAAACUGGAGAUGUUUCCGAGAGGAAAAAGAUAAGAGAACGGAAUAAUUGCAAAUCGUUUAAAUAUUUUCUUGAUCAUAUACAAGAAAUAGUACAUCUUUACAUACCAGAUAAUCUUAAGGCAUCUGGUGCAAUUAUAAGACCUGGACAGAAAACCUGCUUGAGUAUUUAUAGAAAAAUUGUCCUCGAUAAAUGUUACUGGAGAGGAAAAGAUCAGUUCUGGGAAUGGUCAGCGGAUAAAGAAAUACGACAUGGAGUUGACUGUUUGGUACCAAAAGGAAAGGAUGGCGUUGGAAAGGAGAACUGUAAUUUCAAUACAGUUGUGCAAUGGGAAUAUCGACAGGACAAUCAGAUACAGCAUAAAGAUUCUGGGUUGUGUUUGACAGUUUAUAACAACAAAAAGUUAAAACUUGCUCAAUGUACCGGAAGUGGAGAACAGAUUUGGAUAUGGAAUAGAAAGAAAUAA